UGUGUCAUCUGUCUGACUGACUGACUAUGGUGUGGCUGAGCUAAAGGAGGAGGGAGGAUACUUCUGGUUGGAGAAGAAACAGAUCUUUAAUCUUCUCUGAAAAACAACCUCACAUCACAUCUCAUUCGCUUCGAGGAAGACAUCGCACAUUGAUGGAAUAUUCCAAUGCACGCGUCGUUAGUCAUUUAGUCAUUUGGAUCAUUAUUGGGGUCAACUUCCAUGUUUAGGAAAUGUGUUAGAUUUUUUGGGGGGGUUUGGCAGAUUUUGUGAUUUUUGUGAAUUUUCAGAUAAGGAAUAAUGCAACAAUAGGUGAGGACCUUGGGUUAUUACUCCAAAUAAUUAAUCUAGAAAUAGACUUUCUUUAAAUUGGCACAUUUUGUAGAUUUGAUGUAGAAUAUAACACUCCCAAUAUUCCAUAGCCUAAUCUGAAACUAUCGCUGAAGGUCGCCAAGUAUCCAUCACGGAACUGUUGAAUAUUUGAAGCCUAUUUUCGGCUACAACUUCUGCUUAUUUAUAGACAUUUAUAGACAUUAUUCAACAAAUAUUUUGACCACAAAAGCCUGCCUAGUCCAGAUUUAUAGAGAUGUUUUGAGAUUGCAACCUAUAGAUAAGAGUCGUUCGGUGAGUUGUAUUGUAGCCUUUAUAACAGGUGGUUUUAGUCAAGGGCUCUCUCUCUCUCUCUCUCUCUCUCUCUCUCUCUCUCUCUCUCUGCCUGCCGCUCGCUUUGGACUUGUUGAAAGCAACAGCUGUCCCCGGUACAGUUGGAUACAUGAGUAGUAUUAUAACAAGGACUGACAUGAGGAAAAACUCAACUGUCACCGUGUGAUUCACCGAGAUAUAAUAACGGAAUAACAAACUAACGGAAUAACUAACCGUCUCUCCAUCUAAAUCUAUGAUCAACUCAGUGUGUGUUUCGUCUUACCGAGGACGCAAAUCAGGCAACAAACCUCCGUCCAAGACAUGCCUGAAGGAAGAGAUGACCAGGGGGGAAGACUCGGAAAAAAUCAUUAUCAAUGUUGGUGGCACAAGACACGAAACCUACAAGAGCACAAUCAGGACCCUACCGGGGACGCGCCUGGCAUUGUUAGCCGAUCCGCCAGAGCCGGUGAACAACCCAGACACGGACUCUCUCCCAGCGACUCCCUCCCAACACAGAUCCAUAUCUCCAUAUCCAACUACAAACGAGUUAUUUUUCGACAGGCACCCUGGCAUAUUCGCUUAUGUGUUGAACUAUUAUAGGACUGGUAAGCUUCAUUGCCCCGCCGAUGUCUGCGGGCCUCUUUUUGAAGAGGAGUUGGCGUUUUGGAUGAUAGAUGAGACCGACGUGGAGCCGUGUUGCUGGAUGACAUACCGGCAGCACCGGGACGCAGAGGAGGCGCUGGACAUAUUCGAACCACCGGACCCAGAUGACACGGACGAUGAACUAACCAGACGGUUCGGCAUUGAGGACUGCCCGGACAGAUCGAGGGGAUGCUGCGAAGUUUGGCAACCAAAAAUAUGGGCACUCUUUGAGGACCCCUACUCAUCCAGGGCUGCUAGAGGCAUUGCGUUUGUCUCUCUGUUCUUUAUCCUGGUUUCCAUCACUACGUUCUGCCUGGAGACUCACGAGUACUUCAACGACCUGCAGAAUCGCACGGAACACGUGGUGGUGGGGAACUACACUGAGGUGGUGAUCUUGGUGGAGGUGGUGACCAAGCCCAUUCUGACCAUGGUGGAAGGCGUUUGUGUGGUCUGGUUUACCUUUGAGUUCUUCGUCCGUAUCGUGUGCUGCCCCGACAAGCUGCUUUUCAUCAAGAACAUGUUAAACGUCAUUGACUUCGUGGCCAUCCUGCCCUUCUACCUGGAGAUGGGUCUCAGCGGCCUGUCCUACUCUAAAGCAGCCACCGACAUCCUGGGGUUUCUACGGGUAGUCCGCUUCGUCCGAAUCCUCCGGAUCUUCAAGCUGACCAGGCAUUUCGUCGGUCUGAGGGUUCUUGGCCACACGUUGAGAGCCAGCGUCAACGAGUUCUGCCUGCUUAUCGUUUUCCUGGCGUUGGGCAUCCUCAUCUUCGCCACGAUGAUCUACUACGCAGAGCGGAUAGGGGCCCAACCAGACGACCCUCGCGGCUCCAACCACACCCACUUCAAAAACAUCCCUAUCUCCUUCUGGUGGGCCGUGGUCACCAUGACCACCCUGGGCUACGGGGACAUGUACCCCAAGACGUGGCUGGGCAUGAUAGUGGGCGCGCUGUGCGCCCUGGCGGGGGUGCUGACCAUCGCCAUGCCCGUGCCUGUUAUAGUCAAUAACUUUGGGAUGUACUACUCCCUGGCCAUGGCUAAACAGAAGCUGCCUAAGAAGAAGAAAGCACACAAUCCGAACCCGGACGCUCCCACGGACACGGCCUCGUUCGGGAAGUCUGUGGCUACCUCUCCCAGGGACAGUACUCAGAGUGAUACAUGUCCACUGGCUGUAGAGGAGAAUGUCAACAGGAUCCGCUCAGACUCCAAGCAGAACGGAGACGCCAACUUGGCUCUGUCGUCGGAUGAGGGGUGCAGCCUGACCCAGCCGCUGUCACCCAGCGAGAAGUGGAACCUACGGCACGCCCACGGUGACCGUCGAGAACACUCCCGGUCGGUCAGGGGGAACAAGACAAGCAAGAAAGAGGCAACCUGCUUCCUGCUCACCUCCGGAGACUUCUCCUGCUCUGGAGGAGAACACACCAUAGUCACUGAAAGCUGUACAGACAUCACGGCAGCUACUGGGAUCUACACCCAUCCAGAAAUCACCACUCUGAGCUGAAGAAACCAAUUUGGAUUGAUGAAGGACAAGUGGUCGUGAACCAGGGUGCAUGGGGCGAAGCUUCACAUUUAGGCCCCUCCCCUCCUUCUCUAACUAACGUGAAGGUUCCGGAAGGUUCCGGAAGGUUCCAGAAGAAGAACACUUGUCUUUCUGUCGAGUACAAAGUAACCAAACUCCGCGGUAGAAUCCUUCUAUCUGAUGCUUUAGAAGAUAUAGUUAUGUAUUUACACACAUCUGUCUGUUUCCAAGCAUUUAGCAUGUAUUGUAUUGCAUGAUCUAGCACUAUAUAAUGUACCUUGAGAAAAUAACAUCAGUGAAGUUAAUGUUAAGGGACAAAUCUAAAGUUGAGGAGUGUUUUGAAUAUCUCUGAUGUUAAUACUCUUGAGUUUCAAUCAAACAUCAAUAUUUCCAAAUGGUGUUUUCAAGAAAUUGCUACUAUGGCAUUUGCUGAUUUUGUUUUAAAAGUGUACAAUACACUAUACGAUCAGUUCAUAGUACUUGUGAAGAAUCCUGAGACCAGAAACCAUAUGAUGUUUCAGAAGAAAAAAAAAUGGUAGUCUUUCAUCAAUGAAGCAUAAUUGGUAAAUAUUGACUAACUAAAAUACAACAAAAAUGUGAGUUGCAUUGUUGCAUUGUUGCAUUGUUAAGGAAAAGUGACUGUGAACAAAUUCCAGUAGGAUUAGAACUACGAGUCGUUGUUCCAAGCUAACUGACUCCCAACAAAAAUAUAGUCCAGCUUUGUUUUGAUUUAAACAUGACAGUAAAUGGCCAUCCCGAGUGAUGCAGCGGACUAAGGCACUGCAUCGCAGUGUUGCAGCAUCACUACAGCCUGGGGUUCGCUUUAGUUGGCUCAUCGCGCUUUAGCGACUCCUUGUGGAGGGCCGGGCGCCUGCAGGCUGACUUCGGUCCUCUGUAGAACAGUGUUUCCUCUGACACAUUGGUGCGAGCGGGUGUUAAGGAGCGUGGCGGAUGUUAAGAAGCACGCCUUGGCGGGUCAUGUUUCAGAGGAUGCAUGACUCGACCUUCUCCUCUCCUGAGCCCGUCGGGGAGUUGCAGCAAAGAGACAAGAUUGUAAUCACCAAAUUGGGGAGAAAAAGUGGGUAAAAAAUACAAAAAAAACAAAGUAUCAUGCAAUUCCUAUAGAAAGAAUUUUUAAAAAUGUCAUGUAUAUCUAUUACAGUACAGUACAUGAACAGUUCUGUUUCAGGAAGAAGAGAGUCAACAUGCAGACAGUAGUAGCAAUAGCAGCAUGUGACUAUUAAAGUUCACGCUACUGUUCACAAACAAAGUGUCUUUAAAUCCUUAUACAAAAAAAGGAGAAAAACUAAUGUAAAAAUUUUAAAAUGCCUUGAGAGACCAGAUGCAGUCAGACAGUAGUCAAGAGGGUAGCAUGUGACUGAAGAAGCUCAUACUACUUGUCUUUUCGCAAAUAAUGUGUCUUGGAAAUCCUUGUAUAAAUGAUAUAUAAAUGCUAUUGUAUUUCCAUUAGCUGUGUUCCAUCAAUACAUUCGCUGGUUGAAAGGGGACCAAACUCUGGGCGGCCAUAUUAGUUAAAAAUAGAUUAUAUCAACAUCAUCAUUAGUAAAUGUAUCAUCAACAUCGUUAGUAAAUGCAAUGUUAAGAAGCAUAGCAACACAUACUGUGGCGUCAUCCAUACAUUCUAGUCGUGCCUAAUGACAAAGUGAUGGAGCUUAAUGUGUUAUGGAGUAACUUGAUGAGGUUUAUAUUUGUUCCUAAAACGGAUUAUCUUGGUUCUUUUAAGAUCUUGGUUAUUUUAAGAGCUUGGUUGUUGGAGAUCUUGCUUGUUGGAGAUCUUGGUUGUUUAUACAUGUUGCCAAGGGGAAAGAAAUGGCUGCAUCUCAAAUGAAAUGUCUGCAUCUCAAGUGGUGCCCUAUUCCCUAUGUAGGCUCUGGUCAAAGAUAGUGCACUACAUAAGGGAUAGGGAGCAUAUUUGGGACUGAGACAAAUAGAGUAUGGUUACUUUCACAUGAUGUCUUAAUAUAUUUCUCUUGGUCGACCGUAGUUGCCUUAUGUUUAUUAUAAAACAGUUACGUUUUAUUUUAAUGUAUUUUUAUUCAUAUCUCAACCCUAUUUUAACUCCUCUGACACAAAAGUCUGUAUAUAAAAGCAUAGUUGUAUGUAGCACAGUAUAGGCUUAGUGACUCAUUAUCCUGUAGAAAACCCCUCUAGAAAUGGAUUAGCUGCACAGUUACUAUUAAUACACUCAAUUAUUAUUUGUUUAUUAAAAAAUAAAAUGAUUUUAUUUGGAUAAUUUAACUGUUUAAUUAACUUAUACAGCCUCUUUUUCCCCUUUCACUGUUGUGUUUUAGCUGGGAUGAACUGAAACUCAGCUAUAUGAAUCUGAGCUGGUUUUUCCAUACAAUUCCAAUGAUUCUAUGGUUUUCAGUCUAAUUCUCUGUGUUUCUUUCUGGGGUGCCGUUUGGAAAGUUGAACAGUCAUUUUGGCAAUGAAACACAGUGAAAGAUGUCAGAUGUUGUGUGUGUAAAGCAAUGCAGUUGAUAUAUUGUAUCAUGUAGGCAUGUGUUUCUAUACAGCAAUACAAAUAAAACACAUUUCCCUAUGAUAAAAGAUAA
Molecule: messenger RNA, 5373 nt
Organism: Salmo salar (Atlantic salmon)
Lineage: Eukaryota; Metazoa; Chordata; Actinopteri; Salmoniformes; Salmonidae
Product: voltage-gated potassium channel KCNC1
Biological process (GO): potassium ion transmembrane transport; action potential; protein homooligomerization
Cellular component (GO): voltage-gated potassium channel complex; dendrite membrane; presynaptic membrane
Molecular function (GO): delayed rectifier potassium channel activity; protein binding
Source: RefSeq, a predicted model, not a curated record